This is a messenger RNA of Prosopis cineraria, 929 nucleotides long. Its product is annotated as pathogen-related protein. The transcript has 3 exons. The record is from RefSeq and is a predicted model, not a curated record. Bases 1 to 750 code for a protein of 249 amino acids. Lineage: Eukaryota; Viridiplantae; Streptophyta; Magnoliopsida; Fabales; Fabaceae.
AUGAAGCCAACACUCUCUGGAGACAUGGUGGCCCUCCCAGCUACGACGAUGUCAACUUGCUUUUCGAACAAGGCCGAACCAUGGUUGCUUCUCCCUUCUCAUCUUUCUCUCUCUCUCUCAAGAUUUCUUCAUCUUAAUCAUUUUUUCAUUUGUUUUGAUUUGCAGGAGUGGCCGGAAGGAUCAUUGGAGGAGACUGUGCAAAAUGCUGUCAAGACGUGGGAGAUGGAGCUCUCUCACAAAACUCGCUUGCAGGAUUUCAAGUCCAUCAACCCUCACAAGUUCAAGCUCUUUGUCAAUGGCAGGGAGGGAUUAUCUGGAGAGGAAACUCUUCGCAUGGGAAGUUACAAUGCUCUGCUGCAAAACUCUCUGCCAGAACCGUUCAGGUAUUACAAAGCAGAAGAAGAGACCUUUGAAUCAUCUCACGAAGCCUUCAGAUCAGCUUUUCCUCGAGGCUUUGCUUGGGAAGUGAUCAAGGUUUAUACUGGACCUCCUGAAAUCACUUUCAAGUUCAGGCACUGGGGCUUCUUUGAAGGCCCUUUCAAGGGCCAUCCUCCUACUGGCAAGAUGGUCCAAUUCUAUGGCUUGGCAACCCUCAAGGUUGAUGAAUCUCUGAGAGCAGAAGAGGUUGAGGUUUACUAUGACCCAGCAGAGUUAAUAGGAGGACUUUUAUCAAGGACACACACAACCGUUCCCAUAAAUGAAACCAGCAAAAGCUCAGCUACUUCUCAAGGAUGUCCUUUCAGCAAAUAAUUGCAUCUCAAAAUUUCAACUGAAGCACCUGCUUUGAUCUUAUUACACAUGCAGUGGAAUCAUUAUUUGAGUUUAUUAUGAUUAUCUUAUAUGCAUGUUGAAUAAAACAAGUACAAGAUGAACAUCUAGCAUUCUCUUUCUCAUUUUCUGUGAAAAGUUUAUGGUAAUUCAUGAGCUCA